UGUUCCCCUGCGGAGGCACCCGGGUAUCCAUCCCUCUGAUACCUGUUUCCUUCUUGUGGUAGGUCAGACUCAGGAACUGGCUUCUGUUUCACUCCUGGGAUUAAAAUGCUUUAUCUGAUUGGACUAGGGCUGGGAGAUGCCAAAGAUAUUACCGUGAAAGGACUGGAGGUUGUAAAGCACUGCCGCAGAGUAUACCUGGAGGCCUACACAUCGGUCCUAACUGUAGGGAAGGAAGCACUGGAGGAGUUCUAUGGGAGAGAAUUGAUUCUGGCUGACAGAGAAACAGUGGAACAAGAAGCAGAUAAUAUUUUAAAAGAUGCUGAUCUCUGUGAUGUUGCUUUUCUUGUAGUUGGUGAUCCAUUUGGGGCCACAACACACAGUGAUCUUGUUCUGCGUGCAGUAAAGCUUGGGAUUCCAUACAGGGUUAUUCAUAAUGCUUCCAUUAUGAAUGCAGUGGGCUGCUGCGGUUUACAG
Messenger RNA from Terrapene triunguis (Three-toed box turtle), 474 nucleotides. Its product is annotated as diphthine methyl ester synthase. Gene Ontology annotation, molecular function: diphthine synthase activity. The annotation marks the transcript as partial. Gene Ontology annotation, biological process: protein histidyl modification to diphthamide. NCBI's taxonomy places the organism in Eukaryota, Metazoa, Chordata, Testudines, Emydidae. The record is from RefSeq and is a predicted model, not a curated record. The transcript has 3 exons.